Pieris macdunnoughi is the source of this 393-nucleotide messenger RNA. Lineage: Eukaryota; Metazoa; Arthropoda; Insecta; Lepidoptera; Pieridae. The record is from the annotation of a GenBank genome assembly.
AUGGUGCGGCAAGGCAGGAGCCAGGCCCGCGGCCCCCCCGGCCUGCUGGUGCCGCUGCCACCUUACUCGCGCGCCAUGCUCUCGCGCCCGUGCCUCACUACUCGCCGCCUUCGCAUAAUGUGCUCAGACGCGACGUUGCCGGCGCAUCGCACCUACUGCAGCACGCCUAUCACUUUAACAAUUAUUGUCGGGUCAGGCUUUACAGAGUCUGUCGUCCGGCAACCGUUCGCGUUACGUAAUACACGGGGCGCUUGCGACGGCGCCUCACCGAAUGCAGCAAUUCAUGAUCGGCGGGACGAGUCGCGUGUUUGGAAUAUUGGAGCGAGUGUCACGUUCGCCCGUUCUCGGCGGACUGGUGCGGGCGCGCGUGCGUUCCUCGCCCGCUCUCUGUAG